This is a messenger RNA of Octopus bimaculoides (California two-spot octopus), 735 nucleotides long. Its product is annotated as tigger transposable element-derived protein 1-like. The record is from RefSeq and is a predicted model, not a curated record. NCBI's taxonomy places the organism in Eukaryota, Metazoa, Mollusca, Cephalopoda, Octopoda, Octopodidae.
AUGCCAGACCACCAACCCAUGAAGGAUAGGUUAACCCUCGCAUUAUGCGCCAAUGCAACCAUCAACUGCAAGAUUAAGCCGCUGCUCGUUUAUCAUUCGGAAACACCAGAGCCCUUUAAGUCACAUAAGAUUCCGAAAGAAGUGCUGCAGGUUAUGUGGAGGUCAAACCCGAGGGUGUGGGUCACCUGGCAGUUCUUUGUGGAGUGGGUGAAUUUGGUCUUUGGUGCUGACGUUAAGGAAUAUCUCCAGGAAAAUAACCUACCUCUGCAAGCCCUUCUCGUCCUGGACAAUGCACCUGCUCACCCACCUAACCUUGAAGAUGACAUCCUUGAAGGGUUUAAGUUUAUUAAGGUUCUCUACCUUCCACCCAAUACAACCCCUAUUCUGCAACUCAUGGACCAGCAGGUAAUUUCUAAUUUCAAGAAGCUCUUUACCAAGGACCUGUUCCGCCACUGUUUUGAGGUGACGGAGAGCACAGACCUCACCCUUCGAGAGUUCUGGAAGGACCACUAUAACAUCGUGAUAUGCCUUAGAAUUAUCGAUAUGGCCUGGCAGGGUGUUACAAAGAGGUCCUUGACCUCUGUGUGGAAGAAGUUGUGGCCUGAAGUUGUGUCUGAAACGGACUUUGAAAGACUCGAACCUGAAGUGGCAGUGGUGGAGGAUAUUAUAUCCCUCGGCAAGUCCAUGGGCCUGGACAUAGAUGAAGGUGACAUCAACGAGCUCAUCGAGGAGUAA